AUGCCAACUGUGGCAUGCCAAUUCUCCAUGGAACAAACUAUCCAUAUUGCACGUGGCUACGCUUGCAAGACAGCUAAGUUCGAUACUACCCAGAAUGUGCCUUGGCUUACCCAAGUGGAACACAUAGACGUGAACGCGUAUGUGGCUCAGCUUGAGCCUCUGGAGGAUCCUAUGGUGGCCAUUGGUAGGGCUUUUACUCGCCACUUGUGGAGCACCGGCCUCUUGGACGAUUACAAUCCAAAGGAAGCGUUCAAGCCAGCGGUAACACACACUUGUGUGUUGAACUUGCUGUUUGUGGCUGAAAUGAAGACGUACGAACUAAGAGUGGCAUUCUACUUUGGUGAGAGAGAUCUGGUUAAGGGACUGACAAUACAAGUGAGCGAGAAGGAGCUUGCUGAGUUCUUGUUUCAGAGGAUUAUCGAAGGCAAUUUGGCUUACCUGCCAAUAGAAGGCAGAGCACGGUAUUUACUUAAUCUCAACUCUGUGAGUUGUACAAUGAACGGGCUCGAUUUGGUGGUUGUUUAA
Messenger RNA from Candidozyma haemuli, 525 nucleotides. RefSeq lists its product as uncharacterized. The record is from RefSeq and is a predicted model, not a curated record. The transcript has a single exon. NCBI's taxonomy places the organism in Eukaryota, Fungi, Ascomycota, Pichiomycetes, Serinales, Metschnikowiaceae. The coding region runs from base 1 to 525 and encodes 174 amino acids.